AUGUCAAACUCAACCAUACAAUUGCUUGCUUUUGAUAAAUUUAAUGGAGAAGGAUAUUCAACCUGGAAAUCAAACAUCAAUACGAUAUUUGUUGUAAACGAUCUGAGUUUUGUGUUGACGGAGGAAUGUCCUCCAGUUCCUAGUUCAACAAUCACCCGAAAUGUUCGGGACGUCUAUAAUAGGUGGGUGAGGGAAAAUGAGAAAGCUCAGGCCUAUAUCUUAGCAAGUAUAUCUGAUGUACUCAACAAGAAGCAUAAGGUCAUGCCCACCGCCCGUGAGAUAAUGACAUCAUUACAGAAGAUGUUCGGGCAACCUUCAUCUUCUGUUACACAUGAAGCCAUUAAGUAUAUCUAUGUUACGUGCAUGAAACAUGGAACCAACGUAAGAGAACAUGUUCUCGAUGUCAUGGUUCAUUUUAAUGUUGCAGAGGCUCAUGGGGCGACAGAUGAGAUGAGUCAAAUCGAACCAUCAGAGACCCUAACAACGUUUUCGAAGAACGCCCACAACGAGGACCAACCACCGGAGAACACCCACGACGACAGAGAUCCAUGCAACGCUGGUGACGAAGACGAUCAGAACAACGUUGGUGAUUCGCACAUUCAAGGAGAAGAGAGGGUUUCGUAA
This is a messenger RNA of Benincasa hispida (wax gourd), 624 nucleotides long. The record is from RefSeq and is a predicted model, not a curated record. Lineage: Eukaryota; Viridiplantae; Streptophyta; Magnoliopsida; Cucurbitales; Cucurbitaceae.